Messenger RNA from Aethina tumida (small hive beetle), 5508 nucleotides. RefSeq lists its product as uncharacterized. The transcript has 14 exons. The coding region runs from base 222 to 5105 and encodes 1627 amino acids. Gene Ontology annotation, molecular function: mRNA binding; phosphatidylinositol binding; ubiquitin binding. Gene Ontology annotation, cellular component: mRNA cleavage factor complex; cytoplasm. NCBI's taxonomy places the organism in Eukaryota, Metazoa, Arthropoda, Insecta, Coleoptera, Nitidulidae. The record is from RefSeq and is a predicted model, not a curated record. Gene Ontology annotation, biological process: termination of RNA polymerase II transcription.
GUCACCUUCGUCAAACAAGCGCGGGUCGCCAUAUUGUGAAUACGAGUGUGAGUGUCGCCGUCUCAAUAAUAUUGACGUAAAACGAAUAAAAUGCCCAACCAUCAAUCACCGCAAUAGCCUGACCGUAAACGCAUAUAACCAAGGUCGUCGAGGGCGGCGCGUUAUGAACUGAUUUGAAAGGACGACGAGAACUUUGGGACGACCGUGCUCGACGGUGCAAGAUGUCGAGCGAGGAGAUCAAGGCGGAAUACACGUCGAGUUUGGCGGACUUGACGUUCAACAGCAGACCGUUGAUAAACGUGCUCACUAUGUUGGCCGAGGAAAACAUCCAAAACGCGCCCGAUAUAGUCGAAGCGAUCGAAACGCAUCUCACAAAGGUUCAUACAGACGUGAAGUUACCAAUUUUGUAUCUGAUCGAUUGCAUCGUGAAGAAUGUGAGGGGUACGUACACGGAACUCUUCAGCCAGAACAUUGUUUCGACGUUCUGCAGCGUCUUCAAAGUGUUGUUACAUAAGGUGGACGAAAAAACGCGUGCCGAGAUGUUUAAGCUGCGCCAGACGUGGAACGAAGUGUUCCCACAAAAGAAACUAUACGCCAUUGAUGUGCAAAUCAAAAGUCUGGAUCCGGCCUGGCCAGUUACGGCCCAGGCACCGUCCAACAGCAUUCAUUUCAACCCCAAAUUCCUAAAGACUCCCUCCACUAAGCUAAAAGGCACCAUGGACCAGAACACGACGUCUUCUAAUGACACGCUUCGCAUGCAGCAACAGCUGAUCGAAAAACAGAAGGAGCUGCUCGAGUUGCAGCAAAAGAAACUCGAAUUGGAGCUGUUACAAACGCAGGUAAAGCUGAGGGAGUCGUCAAAUAACAUUGCCGUCUCCAAGGAUCCGAGGAAGGCUUUCAACCACAAUGCGGUGGUUAACAAGAAGCCGGCCGGAAUUGGCGCAUCAGCGGGCAACAGCAGACCUCAGGGACAAAACAACGUGAACAGAAUCAACCCAGUCAACUCCACGAUGAUAAACGCGAUGAAACGCAACGUGAACAGAGAUCCUCGUUUGCAGAAGCAGACCAACAACACCGGCAACAAGCAAGAGCCCGGCCAAAAGUCCGACACCAACGUUCCCAGCAAGGUAAACGUUAGAAUCGACCCGCGACUGAACAACGCCAACAAGGACGCCCCGAAGGCGGACGCCGGCAAACCCAAAUCCCCGCUGAAGAGCUCGAAGUCCGACAAGCCGAGGAGCGCGACGAAGAACGGUUCAGACACAUCCAAGUCGUCGCAGGACGAUGAGAAAAAGGACAAGAACGACAAAUCGAGGUCGCCCAGCAAGAAGGACAAGGACAAGAAAAAGGACAAGUACGAGGACAAGAAGUCGAGCUCUAGCAGGCCGAAAAAGUCCUCCGCGCCCGAAACUGGACUGUCGGCGGCCGCGUUCAAAGAGGUCAAGUCCAGAAGCAACCGCAACUAUCUCAGAAGGAACCGUUCGCCGUCGGAGAGUCCGGAACGGGUGCACGACGUGGAUCUCAGAUCGUUCGGUCCGCCUGAAAAACAAAUGCGCUUGCAAGGUGAUACAACAGAUGAAAAAAGUGGUAAUAAUAAAGAUGUCGAUUUACGUCAAAUACCUGCCUUGGUUGGAAAGAAGAGGGCAUCUACAGAAACUUUAGAUGCUAACGUUACGAAAAAGAGUAAAACUGAAGUACUCGAUAUAUUGUUUGGAAACGAAGAUACAGAUUUAAGGAAGUUGUCGUCAGUCCAGAACGAUAGACCUCCCACACCGCCUCCUCCAAUCAUCUCUUCCACUGUUGCUCUAAAAAUUGAUCCCGAUAUUGUAGAAAUACCCUCAGAUUCCCCUCCAAAGAAAAAGGAUCUGGAUGCUGUCCGUGCAAAACUCACCAACGUCACCAACAGGGAUAAAAUCUUUUCGAAAUCAUUCCACAAAAAGAAACUGGCCGCAGCUGAAGAGCAAGACACCAAAUCACCGCUGGUGUCUUCGUCCACAGAUGUCCACCCACAAAUUAUCAUAUCAGCCGCUGACGCACAAGCCUUUGAAGGUGGCCAAAUGACCAAGGAAAAACAACAACAGCUUCUCAGCAAAAUAUUGUUGCAAAUGGAGAAAAACCAGUUGAACGAGGCGAAGAAGAAAGAUCAAGAAGAAACAAUCGGUAACAUAUCGACACAAACCAUCAGCGACGAUGAGUUUGACGAAGCGUACAACAGUGAGGAAGAAAGGGAAAGGGAGCGUUUCAAGAAGGAAGUGUACGGCACCAACAGGGAGGUUGGCGACCGAGAUACGAGGUUAAAGAAGGAACCAAAUGAAGAGCACACGGUGAAUAAUCAGUACAACGCUAAUAAAUUCGGGGGAGGACCAAGAUGGGGAGGACACUGGAGAGGUGGUAGACGGCGACACUGGGAUAUGAAUAAUCCUCAGAUGCAUCCGCACGGGAUGCCUCCGAGGCCCGGCAUGAGACCGUGGGGACCAAUGGGUGGCCCGCCGCAAAAUUGGCGUCCGAUGGGCCCGAGACAUAUGUUGGCGCCGAAGAAUGAUUUCAUCAUCACUGAUGACGAUAGGAAGUCGCCAGAGGGCUCCUCUGACUUGGUAGUAGAGCCGAUCAAUUCAGAGGAAAUAAAGUCUAUAGUGAUAGACGGUAUGUCGAGGGAAAUCCGUUAUUAUGAUGAAGUAGCCAUCAUAUUUAUGAAAAUGGACGACCCGAGGGAGAUUUCUUUCCAAGACGCCACCAGGAGGGUGACAUUCAACGACAAAGACUCUUACGUGUUGUCGUUCAAUCAACCGUAUCAGGAUGUGUUAGUGAAUGGGGAGGUCUGUAAAGUUCGUCUGGGGGUGCCAAGCAGGGAGAUUUAUAUAAAUUACAAACCGUACGAGUGUUAUUUCGGUGGGCCGGGCAUUACAGUGGAAUUGGGUGGGUCAAAUGUUUUGGUUAAAUUGGACGGACCUCCGCCUCAAGUGAAAAUCGGCCGACAGCGUACAGAUCUGGUGGCUGGCCGUGUCAACCUCAUUAUUAAUGCUAAGAAAAUAAUUCCUGUGUUUCUUGAUGCUAAACCACAAAAGUUUGUAUUAGAUGGAGAAACGCUUACAUUAAGAUUUGUAGAUUCAUUGAAAACUGUAUUAAUAAACGAUUGUCCAUUUAAAGUUGAAUUUGGUGGUCUCCCCAAACCUGUUACAAUCCACGGUACGAAACACUUUAUAAGAUUUUCAGUAUUACCCAAUGGCGUCAAGCCGGGUCAUGUACGCAUCAAGGAUAUGGAGGUACUGGGACAGAGUCCGUCCCACAUCGCCGCCGCAAUCGACGAGACCAGUAGGGAUGGCUCCGAAAAGGCGCUUCCCAUCCUUGCAUCCAAAAGGGCACUAGAUUCGCCUGACAACUCGAAUUCAGCGCAAUUUUUCCAAAACAUUUUGCAGCAAACAAACUCGGACAUGCUGUCCAGCGUUAUAGCAUCCGCCACUUCCCAAAAUCCGACCUCCGGCGGUUACCAAAUCGACGCCACCUCCAACUCUGACAGCCAACCUGGCCGCACGGAGUCGCCCGGCCAACUAAAGGAUGCGGUACUGCCGCCGCUGAAUAUCAACGACCUGUUCCAGAAACUGGUCGCCACCGGUAUCGUGGCGACAUCAUCGACGAAAUCCGAACCUCACCAACCGGCCAAACCACACAUCAAAUUGCCGGUGGUGGAAGUGCCCAAGGCGGAAUCGCCGCCACCUAAGAGGAACCCGAUGGAACUUAUCAAGUUGGUAACGUUCGACAAGCCGGAGACUUUGAAGGUGGCGCAAGCCGGUCUUUAUAACAUUUUGUACACUGGUAUGCAGUGUAGCAGUUGCGGCAUGAGAUUCCCGCCGGAACACAGCAUACAUUACAGCCAGCACUUAGACUGGCAUUUCAGACAAAACAGGAGGGGUAAAAGAAACAUCAGGGUGGCUUCCAGCAGGAAGUGGUACUAUACUCUGUCGGACUGGAAGAAUUACGAGGAAAUUGAAGAUCUCGAAGAAAGGGAGAAGAAUUUCUUUGAUCAACAAGCCACACAGGCCGAGGGCCAGGUUGAUGAAGCCGAAGAAGAGGUCGAAAUACCAACUGUUCUGGCGGAUCCAUCCAUGCCCAACGAUCAGUGUGAGGUAUGCAAGGAUCCGUUCGACCAGUUUUUCAAUGAGGAACGGGAGGAGUGGCAUCUUCGUAAUGCCAUAAGAAUAGAUGACAAGUGUUAUCACCCCGUUUGUCACAGCGAUCUCAUGAAAUCACUGCAAGAUUCCACAAUGGAGGAAAAUCAGUCUGAGCAUUCGGCGGAAGAACCGGUGAAAGAAAAGAAAGAGGUCAUUCCCGGCCUUCAGAUCGUUCUCGACGACGACGAAGAAGCCCGCGAUGUUGAGAUUCUCGAAAGUGACGAAGAAAAAAAAGAAAUACAAGAAGAGAAGGAAGAACCUGAGGAGCCUGCUGAAGAGCAACCCAUGGAAGAUGACGGAGACGAUGACGACGUUAUUCUAAAUGAAGUGGCUCCUAUUAAGAUUGUAUUGGAUGACGAUGAUGACGAUGAGGACGACGAAUAUGUCCCAACUCCCUCCACCAACCAUCACGUCAAGAUUAAGAAGGAACGUGUCGAAGUCGACGAUGGUUUUGAAGAUGUCGGCGGGCUCAUCAGUCUGCCCAAUGGGGGCACUAUUAAAAUUAAGGCUGAACCAAUUGAUCACGAUGAAAUUGCACCCUUGGACGCCUCGGAUCCGAAUGAAUCAUUAAUGAAUGACAAGGAAGAACUGGAGGAACCGGAAACGCCACAAAUGGAACAACAAGCCCCGACGACCGGGUUCAUAACGACAAUAGACGGAAAUGUGGAACUGGCCUCGGACAUACCAACCACGACAACCGCGAGUAAAGGCAUCAAGAUUAAUAUAAGCAAACCAUUGGCUGUGAUAGCAUCGAAGGAACCAAUCAAGGACGAGAGCGAAACGAUGGAACAAGUGAUAGACCCGUCGCAACCGCUCCCGCCUGGUGAGGAACCGGUGCAACUAAGUCUCAAACCUAGUUUGAGAGGGGUGGAGCUUAAAAAGAUGCCACCCGUCCGCAAGGGCUCUGAAUUAAGUGGUUUGUGUUCGAUAAUGUGAUUCUAUUGAAUAUAGUGCGAGUGAGUGUAAAUAAUAAAUGAUGAAUUUGUACAUAGACGGAAAUUGUAUAAUUAAAUUAUUUUUCACACGCGGUGUUGCAUUGAAAUGAAUAUGUAAUUUUUUUGGCACGGCUCGUUUUGCCAGUGCACAAUAGAAAUCAAUUUGUUUUAUUUUGUGUACGCGCAAAGACUUGUUUUUAUCUGUCCUUUGUUAUUUGUUGGAAAUAAAUAUUUUUUUAGAAAACGUGUCUGAGUUUGUAUAUUAUCUAGUAUGUAUAUUAUAAUCCUUUAUAGACAUUAUUCAGCAGACUAUGUUUACUGCAUAAUUAAUCCAUUGUAGUUUGUUAAGCUUUGAAGAUCGUAUUUUAGUUAUUGAGGAAAUAAAUAAUUAAUUUAGAGAACUA